UAAAAAAUGUUUUGGUUGCCUGGCGUGAUUCCGUCCUGCGUGCCUGUUCUGAGGAGCAGCAGGCAGAACCCUCCGUCCGACUUCUCUGCCACCGAAGAACGCGCCUUCACCUCAUGGAAGACUCCAUGGACAUGGACAUGAGCCCUCUAAGGCCUCAGAACUACCUUUUCGGCUGUGAACUAAAAGCCGACAAAGAUUAUCACUUUAAGGUGGAUAAUGAUGAGAACGAGCACCAGUUAUCACUAAGAACGGUUAGUUUAGGUGCUGGGGCAAAAGACGAAUUACACAUCGUAGAGGCAGAAGCAAUGAACUAUGAAGGCAGUCCAAUUAAAGUAACACUGGCAACUUUGAAAAUGUCUGUACAGCCAACAGUUUCUCUUGGGGGAUUUGAAAUAACACCUCCUGUGGUCUUAAGAUUGAAGUGUGGUUCUGGGCCUGUGCAUAUUAGUGGACAG
Messenger RNA from Alexandromys fortis (reed vole), 455 nucleotides. RefSeq names its product nucleophosmin-like. The annotation marks the transcript as partial. The record is from RefSeq and is a predicted model, not a curated record. The transcript has a single exon. Gene Ontology annotation, biological process: chromatin remodeling; ribosomal large subunit export from nucleus; ribosomal small subunit export from nucleus. Gene Ontology annotation, molecular function: histone binding; chromatin binding; RNA binding. NCBI's taxonomy places the organism in Eukaryota, Metazoa, Chordata, Mammalia, Rodentia, Cricetidae. Gene Ontology annotation, cellular component: nucleoplasm; nucleolus; centrosome.